UUUAGGGCUUCAGGGUUUUUGGCUUUUGCUUUUCAAUACAUUCCCACCUUCCUUCCCAGUCUCCACUCUCCAGCUUCAUUUUGCCUUUUGUCCAAUUAUAUAGGAUAAUUAGGGCUGAUUGCGGCUAGGGUUUCAAAAUUGUGUCCAACAUCUUCCUCACUACUUCUCAUGUUUGUCAGCAUAUAUAUAUAUAUAUAAAUAUAUUGAAUCACCAACCUUUUUAUUAUUUUAAUUCAAUUCGAUUGUAUUAUUCAUUCUUUUUCUUUUAUCAAUUUUCCCCAUUUCUCUGAAAUUUUGAUAAUAAUUUCAACUUUUGUAUCAAAAUUUUGAAUCUUUGGUCAUUUCUACAAUUUUUUGAUUUGGGUUUUCGUUGAUCAUUUUUUCUAUCUCAAUCCUGUUGACUUGCAAGAAAAGUAAGAAUUUUUAUUGAUUUUAAUUCGUGGGUAACUCAAAAGAUUUAAUCUUUGUUUUGAUUUGAUUUAGUUUUUGAUUGAUUUUUCUUUCUAUUUUUUUGUUUUUGAAAUUGAAGAAUCAAGAUGAGUUCCUCUGAUUCAUUCCCAUUUCCACCUAAUGGUUUAGAUUCUAUGGAUUUUUGGCCUCAACUUCCUAUUUCAAAUGAAGAAUCUGAAUACGAUCAUCCACCAAUGAAAAAAUAUAAGAAUGCUUCUGAUAACCAACCCACAAAUCGAACAGCUCAAAAUACUCCUCCGGUCAAUCAACCAAAUGGGAAAAUCUUCUUCAAAACUAGAUUAUGUGCAAAAUUUAGAAUGGGACAAUGCAAGAAUGGUGAAAAUUGCAACUUUGCUCAUGGAGAAGAAGACUUGAGGAAGCCUCCUCCUAAUUGGCAAGAACUAGUUGGGGGAAGAACAGAUGAUAGAAGGAGUGGUGGAAGUGAAAAUUGGGAUGAUGAUGAUAGGAUUAUUCUUAAGAUGAAGCUUUGUAAGAAGUUUUACAAUGGGGAAGAAUGUCCAUAUGGGGAAAGGUGUAAUUUUUCUCACAAAGAACCUCCUAAGUUUAGGGAGAAUUCCACUCGAUUUCGAGACAAUUCAAGGGAAAGCUUUGCUAUUAGCAUUGGUACUACAGGGUCUUCUAUAGGGCAAUCUAGGACUGCUGAUCAGUAUGAUGUUCAAAGGAUGGCGGCACCUACUAAUGUUAAUGGUUGUAUGGAUGGAAUGAGAGGAAAUAGUAGACCAGUUUGGUGGAAAACUAAGCUGUGUAUUAAGUUUGAGAAUACAGGAUACUGCCCUUUUGGUGAUAAUUGUCAUUAUGCUCAUGGGCAAGCAGAGUUAUUGCUGCCUAGUAGUCGUUCUACAGAGGCUGAACUGGCGGUUACUCACUCAGUUCCUCUUAAACCUGGGUCUGCUCCUAAUAAUGAUCCAACUCCAGUGAAAUCUGAUAUGAGGUUUGCCUCCAGUCAGGACGGUCAGGCAAAGAAGUGCCUUGUGAAAUGGAAAGCAACCAAGAAGAUUAACCGCAUUUAUGGUGAUUGGAUCGAUGAUCUGCCUCUCACACUGCCUACUGAAGUGGAGACCUGAUUUUUUUAGGUGCAAGUUUUGUUACAUGUGUGUCCAUAGUUAUGCUUCAUUAAUGCAUCAUUGAAGUUUUUGGUUACUGUGACAUGGUUUUCAUGUUUAGCGUAUGUCGUGUUUUCAUUUUGUGCCAUUGAGUUUUUCUUCUCUUUGGUGAAAUUGAAGUCGACCCUACAUUGUUGAGAUUUAGGGGUUUUUGUCAUUAAUAUUUGUUUGGAAGUCCUGAUGUUUUGUAGUUCAUAGUUACUAGAAGCUAUAGUUGCUAUAAUACAGGCGACAUAGCGCAGAUUUGUAGAAGAGAUUUUAGAGGUAUACUAGUUAUGAGUCAUAGUAAGGAGAAUCUGAAUACAUGAAUGUUUGUCUUAGCAAGUUUUUUACUCCAUGUUUUAUAACUGAAAUGCUAUGUUAUUCAGACUAUUCAUUUUGCUUCACGUACCCGUGUUCGAUCCUUGAUGUUUAGACAGUCGUAUGACACUUAGACACUUCAUUUUAGGCGUAAAAUUGAAUAUUUAGACCUAUUCGACACUUGGAUACGUACUAGUUACUGACAUCAGUACUCGAGUCCAACUAACAUUAGCUGAAAUGUAUACUUCGUCUAUUUUUUAGUUGCUAUGCAUACUUCAUUUAGCGUUAGCGUUGUGUUACUGGUUUUUGUUAGAAUGCAUCAAAACACUUUUGUAAUCCAUACUCAUUAAACUACCCAUUAAAACUAGAGGUGUUCGUAUGGGCUAUCAAGUUGAUUUCGGGUUAGGUGUUUUAGACGGUUAAAAAUCGGACUUUUUGUCCACGUUGAUUUUUACAUUAUAUUAUUAAAUCCAUUAUUUAGUAGGGUCAAAUUGGGUUCGGUUACAAGGUUCGAAUCAUCGGAUUUGUUUUGAAUAAUCUAAUUAAGACAAACCCAAACCCUUUCCUCAUUGUCUCUUCUCCUCAUCCUCAAUCCGCACGGACCUUCACGUUUCUGUUCCACCUCUUCCUCGUAGUUAGUUUCCACCACAUUUGUGAGAAGCUCCAAGAACUUCAACUUGGUAUAAAUCAGUGGAAGAUAAUGUGUAGCUUACAUGCUGAGGAUGACAACAUCUCGAUUCUCAAGACUAAAGAAGGAUUCUGUUUGUUGUGAUCAGCAGGUUGGAAUACUGUAUCAGGAGAUCAACGAACAGAACGGUAUGGAAGAAUCAGGUCUAUAUUGUCACCCCUAUUGAUAUUAUACUUAGCACUGAAUAUUAAGUACAAUAUAAAAGCUACAGCUAGGUAUACUUUAAAAGCCAAAAAUCACCCAAUGUGAUAUUGCUUAGUUAGUAGCUUUUUAAAUAUGGAUGAUUACUUUAUAAGAGGAUAAGACAAAAAAAUAAAUUGUAAAAAAUAAAUCAACUUAUGUUGUAUACUUGUAUCUAGGGAUGGCCGGAUGGGCAUGAGUCGGAUCCUAUAAGAUUCAGAUUCAGAUCCUAAUUUUUUUAUUGGAUUCAGAUCCAGAACCAGAUCCGUAGGGUUUGAAAAUUUUGGACUCGGACCCAAACUCUUAGGGUUUGGAUCUGGGUCUAGAACAAUUUUUUUUCAUGAAAAUUUUUUUAAAAUAUAUGAUGUAGUAUAAUUUUUGACUAUUCGCAUAAAAUUGUUUAAACAUUUUCGACUAACGAGAAUCUUCUAAUACUUUAUACUAAUUGAGCAAAAUAUAUGAAG
This is a messenger RNA of Amaranthus tricolor (Joseph's coat), 3206 nucleotides long. RefSeq names its product zinc finger CCCH domain-containing protein 39-like. Gene Ontology annotation, molecular function: mRNA binding; metal ion binding. The transcript is spliced from 2 exons. The coding region runs from base 537 to 1535 and encodes 332 amino acids. The record is from RefSeq and is a predicted model, not a curated record. NCBI's taxonomy places the organism in Eukaryota, Viridiplantae, Streptophyta, Magnoliopsida, Caryophyllales, Amaranthaceae.